Messenger RNA from Phlebotomus papatasi, 2353 nucleotides. RefSeq names its product putative sodium-dependent multivitamin transporter. Gene Ontology annotation, molecular function: symporter activity. Lineage: Eukaryota; Metazoa; Arthropoda; Insecta; Diptera; Psychodidae. The record is from RefSeq and is a predicted model, not a curated record. Gene Ontology annotation, biological process: sodium ion transport; transmembrane transport. Gene Ontology annotation, cellular component: membrane. Bases 126 to 1958 code for a protein of 610 amino acids. The transcript has 7 exons.
AGGGUAAAAAAUGAGUGUAUAACCUCAAAUUGUGCGUGCCACAGAGACCCCCAAAAAUUGUACAUAUAUUUAUACAAUUGUUUGUUGAUUCAUCAUCGUUGAAAGAGAGAAAUUUCACAGCAAUAAUGGCAUCAUUUACAGUGUGGGAUUAUGUUGUGUUUAUUGUGAUGCUCAUGAUCUCGGCAGGAAUUGGAGUGUACUACAGGUUUACGGGUGGAAAGCAGAAGACAACCAAUGAAUACCUCUUAGCUGAUAGGAAUAUGAGUGUGUGGCCGGUAUCUUUUAGUUUAAUGGCAAGUUUCAUGAGUGCCAUCACAAUUCUCGGGGUUUCAAUGGAAAAUUAUCAAUUUGGUACCCUUUUUGUCAUUAUCAAUAUCUCCUACGGAUUGGCUACGCCAAUUGCAUCUCAUCUGUACCUUCCAGUCUUCUACAAGUUACAAGCCGCUAGUGCCUAUGAGUACCUGGAAAGACGCUUUGGAAGAGCCACAAGGCUCUGCGCUAGCAUUGCUUACUCUCUUCAGAUGAUUUUGUACAUGGGAAUUGUACUCUAUGCUCCUGCCCUUGCCCUGGAGGCUGUCACUGGAAUGUCAAAAGUGGCUGCAAUCCUUGCCAUAGGACUUGUCUGCACUUUCUACUCAACAAUUGGAGGGAUGAAGGCUGUUCUCAUCACUGAUGUUUUUCAAUCAAUCCUCAUGUUUGCUGCCGUCUACAGCAUUAUCAUUGUUGCGGCUAUAAUGGCUGGUGGUUUUGGUGAAAUUUGGCGAGUGGCUGAUGAAGGAAAGAGAAUAGAGUUCCUUAAUUUCGACCCUGAUCCGACUGUUCGGCAUACUUGGUGGUCCUUGAUAAUCGGUGGGGCAUUUACCUACCUCUCACUCUACGCCGUGAAUCAAACUCAAGUCCAACGUUUGCUGACUGUGAGAUCUCUGAAAGCAUCUCAGGGAGCUCUAUGGCUAAAUUGGCCAAUUCUUUCCCUAUUGAGUUUCAGUACAUCUUUCAGUGGUCUAGCCAUUUACUAUUACUACGCCAAAUGUGAUCCCUACCUCCAGGGCAGAAUCUCAUCGAGGGAUCAACUUAUGCCAAUUUUUGUCGUGGACACAAUGCACGAGUAUUCCGGACUUCCAGGACUCUUUGUCUCAGGAAUCUUUUCGGCAAGUCUGUCAACUGUGUCUGCUGCCCUCAAUUCCCUUGCUGCUGUCACCCUGGAAGAUUAUAUCAAGCCUCUCUACCGUAUUGUCAAAAAGCGGCCAAUGGUUGAGUCCCAGUCGACCCUACCUUCAAAAUUCAUGGCCUGUAUCUAUGGGUUGAUUUGUGUAGGGAUGGCUUUUGGAGCUCAGUCUCUGGGAGGAGUUCUACAGGCAUCUCUAACAGUAUUUGGAGUUGUGGGUGGACCGCUCUUUGGUCUCUUUACUCUCGGAAUGUUCAAUACAGUUGCUACUCAAAGGUCUGCAAUUCCUGCUGUUCUGACUGGCUUAGCUUUUUCUAUGUGGAUUGGAUUCGGUCAGCCGAAGCCACCAGUGAAAAUGUUAGAUUUCAGCGUUGAGGGCUGUACUGAUCCUCGCUACAAUUCCUCCUUUUACUCAUUCGCACCAUUCUCUGAAGCUCAAACAGCUCGCUUGGAAUCUUUGAGUACUCCUCAAGAUGAUUCUGAUUACUUUUGGCUCUACCGACUCUCUUACUUGUGGUACAGUGUCCUGGGAUUCCUCGUUACGCUAUUUAUCGGCCUAAUUUUGGCCUAUGUUCUCAAGUGGCUGAAACUCGAGGGAAAGUCGACUAUCUACGAAGAUGGGAACAAGGAAUGCAUCAACACAGAUCUGUUCUCCCCACCGAUCGCUUGGCAGCUGAAGAAGCGCUAUGCCAAGUACAUCCAGAACGGCGGCAUGGUGAGUGUCAAUAAAUAUUUACAUAAAGAUUCUCGUAAAAAAAUGAAUGAGCUAAUAUGUUUCUACCGGGCAGGUUGAUGUGUCGAGCACCAAAAUGAUUAGCGAAAACACCAAGUUCUAGAUUUUUUUUUGUAUGUAAUUUGCUGACGAGAAUCGUUUUACAAUGAAUUUAUAAUGAGUAUUACAUACUCUAUAUUUAGUUAAUUAUUUAUACUACAAAAUCUUGUAUUUAGUUUUCCCAUGAGAUUGUUUUUUGAUCACUCAGUUAUAGAUGUUAGUUUAUGGCUCAAAUUAAUGUUUUUUUUUUUUGGGGUAUAUUAAAUAACUAAAACUCUGUGCUAGGAAAUAAGAAAAGAAGUCUUCCACAAUAUACAAGAAAGCAAGUAGUGUCUGAUGGAUGUACUUAUGAAAAUUAGGUAAUAAAUGGUAUGUGAACAAGUGAUUAGCAAAUACAACGGCAUUUCCAUGAAAAA